AUGCUUCGCCUCUCCGACUUAGGUUCCAUGAAACCUCGCGUCUUACCCGCCAACCAAAAGGACGACCGCGACGAAGACCUCCGCGACGUCGACGACGUCUUCAACAACGACUACGACGAACUCCGCAACUCCAACCACAUCCUUCCACAGAAGCAAAACAGAGACAAAACCACCCCCAAGAACCAGACGCACUCACCCCUCCUCCACCUCCCCGCCGAACUCCGCAACAAAAUCUACAAAUUCGUCUUCCUAAACACCACCAUCAACAUCAACAAGCUACUUAUCAAAAAAGACGUCCUCGGCCGCUACCCCAGCGUCCGCGCCAUCCUAUACACCUGCCGCCAGAUCUACAUCGAAGCCUCUGCUCUGUCCUUCACCCUCUGCACCUUUGUACCUAGCUACUUCGCCCUCCGCUUCUUUUCUUCUUCCAACCUACCCGCCGCGGGCUUCGGAAGGAUCGAGCGCCUGUGGCUGACGGAGGGGAAUGGGCGGGCUAUCAUCGAGGGACAGGAUGAAAUGAAGGGUGCAUAUCUGAAGGAAUGGUUUGCUUCAUUGAAGCUCUUGGAGAUAGAAGUCUGGCGUCUGAAAGUUAACUUGACGGACGCUCAGGCAAGAGAAAAGUUGAGGGAUGCGUUUGGGCUGCCGGAUCUGUGUAUUGUGGGAAGGCGCGUAGGUGAGGAUGGGGUGGUGGCUGUUUGA
Molecule: messenger RNA, 699 nt
Organism: Alternaria triticimaculans
Lineage: Eukaryota; Fungi; Ascomycota; Dothideomycetes; Pleosporales; Pleosporaceae
Exons: 2
Coding region: 1-699 (232 amino acids)
Source: RefSeq, a predicted model, not a curated record